GCCCGCGCCCCGCGCCGCCCGCCCGCCAUGGAACCCGGCCCCGACGGCCCCGCCGCCUUCGGCCCCGCUGACAUCCACGAGGGCUGGUUCCGCGAGACGUGCAGCCUGUGGCCCGGCCAGGCCCUGUCGCUGCAGGUGGAGCAGCUGCUACACCAUCAGCGCUCGCGGUACCAGGAUAUCCUUGUCUUCCGCAGUAAGAGCUACGGCAACGUGCUGGUGUUGGACGGCGUCAUCCAGUGCACGGAGCGGGACGAGUUCUCCUACCAGGAGAUGAUAGCCAACCUGCCCCUUUGCAGCCACCCCAACCCUCGCAAGGUGCUGAUCAUCGGGGGUGGGGAUGGAGGUGUCCUGCGGGAGGUGUUGAAGCAUUCCUCCGUGGAGUCUGUGGUCCAGUGUGAGAUUGACGAGGAUGUCAUCCAGGUCUCUAAGAAGUUCCUGCCGGGCAUGGCUGUGGGCUACUCUAGCUCCAAGCUGACCCUACACGUGGGCGACGGUUUCGAGUUCAUGAAACAGAACCAGGAUGCCUUCGAUGUCAUCAUCACUGACUCCUCAGACCCUAUGGGCCCUGCAGAGAGUCUCUUCAAGGAGUCCUAUUACCAGCUCAUGAAGACGGCCCUCAAGGACAAUGGUGUCCUCUGCUGCCAGGGUGAGUGUCAGUGGCUGCACCUGGACCUCAUCAAGCAGAUGCGGCAGUUCUGCAAGUCGCUGUUCCCCGUGGUGGCCUACGCCUACUGCACCAUCCCCACCUACCCCAGCGGCCAGAUAGGCUUCAUGCUGUGCAGCAAAAAUCCUAGCACCGACUUCCGGAAGCCCGUGCAGCAGCUGACGCAGAAACAGGUGGAGCAGAUGCAGCUGAAGUACUACAACUCCGACGUGCACCAGGCCGCCUUCGUCCUGCCUGAGUUUGCGCGCAAGGCCCUGAAUGAUGUGAGCUGAGCCCAGGCGCUGCCACCGCCGCCCAGGACCUCAGGCCGGGGAGCCCCCGGGGCGCCUGGGCGCAGCAAGCCCUGGAUAAGAACCCCCCGCCCCGCCGGUGUGCCCACCAAGCAAGUGUUACAGGCCCCAGAAUGCUGCCCGGGCUGCCCCGCCGGGCGGACUGUCUGUCUCUCUGUUGGCGUGGCGUCCGGCCUCCAAGCCUCCACCAGCUGUGUACAGCGCCUUCACCUUCUGUCCCCUCACUCACCAAACACGUGUAUUUAUAACAAAUUCCGAA
Mustela lutreola (European mink) is the source of this 1213-nucleotide messenger RNA. It is a transcript of the gene SRM, whose product is annotated as spermidine synthase. Gene Ontology annotation, biological process: spermidine biosynthetic process. The record is from RefSeq and is a predicted model, not a curated record. The transcript has 8 exons. Bases 28 to 936 code for a protein of 302 amino acids. Gene Ontology annotation, cellular component: cytosol. NCBI's taxonomy places the organism in Eukaryota, Metazoa, Chordata, Mammalia, Carnivora, Mustelidae. Gene Ontology annotation, molecular function: spermidine synthase activity.